CAGCGAGCGGCCGGGAGCGCGCGGCGGACUCGGCGGCGGCGGCGGGCGAGUAGUUAGUUAGUUGUUAGUCAGUGUCAGUUGCUCGGCGGCGGAGGCUGAGAUCAUCGGGAAAAAGACUGGACAGGCGGCGAUGGUGGUCACUGCGGCGGCGUGUGCGCCCCUCAGGAAAAGAAUAUUUGAGGUCCAUCUGUAAGGAAGGAAAAGGAAGCAACAACAUAACGCCUAGAGCUGGAGCCAGUUAAACCAGAGAAAAUAAAUUGGAGAAUGGGCCAGUUUUGAACAUACAUGUAAUCGGUGCCCAAAAGACAGAAAUAGUAAACAUUGCUGUCUUGGAGAAGUUAAGGAAUGAUAAGCCAGGAAGAAAGGACAUUCAUCUUAGAAAGACCCAAAGCACUUUGAAGUUUUAAAGGAAUAUAAUGCUAAUUGCUAAAACCAGAAUGGAUGGAAUUCUUCAUUUUUAAAUGAUUGAUCAUACUUGGAAGAGUUACUAUGAGCUUUCACACAUAGGGGAGGUGAAAACUAAUGGAUAGAAAUUUUGUCAUGCACUGAAAGAAAAGCAUUGUCUGUGAAGUUCUAUUUUUAAAAAUGUCUGCGUGUAACACCUUUACUGAACACGUUUGGAAACCUGGUGAAUGCAAGAAUUGCUUUAAACCUAAAAGCUUGCACCAGCUUCCCCCAGAUCCUGAGAAGGCACCCAUCACCCAUGGCAAUGUGAAAACUAAUGCCAAUCACAGUAACAAUCACCGCAUCAGGAACACCGGAAAUUUCCGGCCUCCUGUGGCUAAAAAACCCACUAUAGCUGUGAAACCCACUAUGAUGGUGGCAGAUGGACAAAGUGUAUGUGGUGAGCUUAGCAUCCAAGAACAGUGUGAGAACAAACCUGUCAUCAUAGGGUGGAACCGAAACAGAACUGCUUUGAAUCAGAAACCACUCAAUAAUAAUAAUGAAGAUGAUAUUGAAGGAUUUAGCCAUGUUCCUAAGCCUUAUGGCAAUAAUGAUAGUGCAAAGAAGGUAUCAAAUAACAAUAAUGGACUAACUGAAGUGUUAAAGGAGAUAGCAGGCUUGGAUACCAGCCCUCAGAUAAGAGAAAAUGAAACAAACUCCAGGGAAAUAUUCUUAGGAAGAAUAAAUGAUUGCUAUAAACGAUCACUGGAAAGAAAGCUUCCACCAAGUUGCAUGAUAGGUGGGAUAAAAGAUACUCAGGGCAAACAUGUUAUUCUCAGUGGGAGCGCAGAAGUGAUCAGCAAUGAAGGGGGCAGGUUCUGUUACCCAGAAUUUUCUAGUGGGGAGGAGAGUGAGGAGGAUGUACUUUUCGGUAACAUGGAGGAGGAGCAUGAGAGCUGGGAUGAGAGUGAUGAAGAGCUGUUGGCCAUGGAGAUUCGCAUGAGAGGACAACCUCGCUUUGCCAACUUUAGGGCAAACACUUUGUCUCCUGUUCGAUUCUUUGUGGACAAAAAAUGGAAUACCGUCCCCUUGAGAAAUAAGUCUCUGCAGAGAAUCUGUGCUGUAGACUACGAUGACAGCUAUGAUGAAAUCCUAAAUGGUUAUGAGGACAAUUCUGUGGUCUCUUAUGGACAAGGAAGCAUUCAGAGCAUGGUAUCAUCUGACUCUACAUCACCAGACUCUUCUUUAACAGAAGAGUCACGUUCUGAGACAGCCAGUAGUUUAUCCCAGAAGAUUUGCAAUGGGGGGAUGCCUCCUGGCAACCCAGGAGAUUCUAAGAACAAGAAGGAGGUUGAGCCCAAUUAUGAAAGUCUCUCUAGUAAUCAGGAGAAGGACUCAUCACAAGCAUCCAAAAACUCAGUAAAAGUUCCAGAGACGCACAAAGCAGUCCUUGCUCUCCGGUUAGAAGAAAAGGAUGGCAAGAUUGCUGUACAAACUGAGAAGCAGGAAAGUAAAACGUCUACAGAUAUUGCUGGGCAAGCAGUAACCAUAAACCUCAUCCCUGUAGAAGAGCAAGCAAAACCCUACCGAGUUGUGAAUCUGGAACAGCCAUUGUGCAAACCGUAUACUGUCGUGGAUGUGUCAGCAGCCAUGGCCAGUGAGCAUCUUGAGGGCCCUGUUAAUAGCCUCAGAACAAAAAGCUCAUCUUCUACUCCAAACUCUCCAGUGACAUCACCUGCAUUGACACCAGGACAAAUAAGUGCCCAUUUCCAAAAAUCUAGUGCAAUCCGAUACCAGGAAGUAUGGACUUCCAGCACCAGUCCACGACAAAAAAUACCUAAAGUGGAAUUAAUUACUGGUAAAACUGGACCAAAUGUCCCUCCAAGAAAAAACUGUCACAAAUCAGCACCUACUUCACCCACAGCUACAAAUAUUUCCUCCAAAACCAUUCCUGUUAAGUCACCUAAUUUGUCUGAAAUAAAAUUUAAUAGUUACAACAAUGCUGGUAUGCCACCUUUUCCAAUUAUCAUUCACGAUGAGCCGACUUAUGCUCGGAGUUCCAAAAAUGCUGUUAAAGUUCCCAUUGUUAUCAAUCCAAAUGCAUAUGACAAUCUAGCCAUCUACAAAAGUUUCCUGGGAACAAGUGGAGAACUCUCGGUGAAGGAAAAAACCACGAGUAUAAUAAGCCAUACUUACGAAGAAAUAGAAACUGAAAGCAAAGUGUCUGAUAACACCCCUAGCAAACCCAUUGAAUGUCACCAACCUAAAGGGGUUUCAAAUAGCACAGAGCGUAAAAGGGGCUCAGUGGCACAGAAAGUUCAAGAGUUUAACAACUGUCUCAACAGAGGUCAGUCUUCCCCACAGAGAAGCUAUAGUUCCAGCCACAGCUCCCCAGCAAAGAUGCAGAAAACCACUCAAGAGCCUAUAGCUAAAACAGAUAGCAGUCAGGAGUCUCAGAUGGUGGGCAGUGGUGGCGGCAGCAGCACCAGGGAGAAAGCAAGCACAGUGCUUUCUCAGAUUGUGGCUUCCAUUCAGCCCCCACCAUCUCCUCCAGAAACACCUCUGUCUGGCCCUAAAGUUUGCAGCAUGGAAGAGCUUUAUGCUGUUCCUCCAGAUGCCGAUGCUGCUAAAAUUACACCGAAGAGUACACCAGCCCGGCCCAAAUCGCUCUUCACAUCUCAGUCUAGUGGUGAGGCAGAAGUACCUCAGACCACCGAAAGUCCCACUCCCAAAGUACAGAAAGAUCCAUUCACAAAGCCAGUUACAUCCCCUCCCUCCAAAUUGGUGACUAGCCUCCAAAGUGAGACACCACCUCCCUUUCCUCCACCACGCUCUACCUCCUCCCCUUACCAUGCAAGUAACCUUUUGCAGAAGCAUUUCACCAACUGGACCAAGCCAACCAGCCCUGCCAGAUCAACGGAAGCUGAAGCAGUUUUGCAUUCUGAAGGUAGCAGGCGUGCAGCUGAUGCUAAACCUAAGCGAUGGAUAUCAUUUAAAAGCUUCUUCCGCCGUCGGAAAACAGAUGAAGAGGAUGACAAAGAGAAAGAGCGGGAGAAAGGGAAACUGGUGGGCCUAGAUGGCACAGUCAUCCACAUGCUGCCUCCUCCUCCAGUUCAGCGGCAUCACUGGUUCACAGAGGCAAAAGGAGAGUCCAGUGAGAAACCAGCCAUUGUCUUCAUGUACAGGUGUGACCCUGCCCAAAGCCAGCUCAAUGUGGAUCAGAGCAAGGCUGUAGCAGACCAGGCAACAGUCAUGGAGAAGGAUAGAACAGAGGGUGCAUUACUGCAGGAUUCAGAGAAGAAGAAAAGGAGUCAUUCUUCUCCAUCACAGAUAUCUAAAAAUAUUCUCAGUCACGUGACUCAUGAAGUGACAGAGGAUUUUUCUCCUCGGGAUCCAAAAUCUGUUGUGAAGCAAGAUGGUGGGGGCUGCCCUUCAAUCACACCAGCAUUGCCUCUGCCUGAACUGGAAAGGGAAGAGGAAAAAGAAGACGAUAUUUCAGAUCCUCUGAACCUGAAUCCCUGUAGUGCAACAUACAGCAACCUAGGGCAAUCUAGAGCAGCCAUGAUACCUCCCAAGCAUCCACGGCAGCCCAAGGGAGCUUUGGAUGAUACAGUUGCCUUUGGGGGAAAAACAGACCCAGAACCACCUAAUGCUUCCCAACCCACACCACCCCCACUGCCAAAGAAGAUGAUCAUAAGAGCCAAUACAGAACCAAUCUCCAAAGACCUCCAAAAAUCCAUGGAAAGUAGUCUAUGUGUCAUGGCUAAUCCCACCUAUGAUAUCGACCCCAACUGGGAUGCCAGCAGUGCUGGCUCUUCCAUCAGCUAUGAACUCAAGGGACUGGACAUUGAGUCUUACGACUCCUUGGAGAGACCUUUGCACAAAGAGAGACAUGUCCCGUCAGCAGCAAAUAGCAUCUCCAGCUUAACCACUCUCAGUAUUAAGGAUAGAUUUUCCAACAGCAUGGAAUCCUUGUCCAGCCGGCGUGGUCCCUCUUGUAGGCAAGGCCGAGGCAUUCAGAAGCCACAAAGACAAGCACUUUAUCGAGGACUCGAGAAUCGGGAGGAAGUGGUGGGUAAAAUCCGAAGCCUUCAUACAGAUGCCUUGAAGAAACUGGCCAUUAAAUGCGAAGACCUCUUCAUGGCAGGGCAGAAGGACCAGCUCCGUUUUGGAGUGGACAGUUGGUCAGACUUCAGGCUAACCAGCGACAAACCAUGUUGUGAGGCAGGUGAUGCAGUUUACUAUACUGCUUCAUAUGCAAAAGAUCCACUUAAUAACUAUGCAGUCAAGAUCUGUAAGAGCAAAGCUAAAGAAUCUCAACAGUAUUAUCAUAGCUUGGCUGUCCGUCAGAGUCUAGCUGUCCAUUUUAACAUCCAGCAGGACUGUGGUCAUUUUCUUGCUGAAGUCCCCAAUCGUCUGCUUCCCUGGGCAGCUCCUGAUGCCCCUGAAAAAGAAGAGGAUGAAAUGGAAGAGAGUGAAGAAGAAGCAAAAGGAGAAACUGAUGGGAAAAACCCAGAGCCCUGUUCUGAAGCAGAGUCAUCCCGGAAAGAGAGCCAGGGAGCCAUGAGCAAGAAACAGAGAAGCCACGUUGUGGUCAUUACCAGAGAGGUUCCCUAUCUCACUGUGGCUGAUUUUGUGCGAGACUCUCUGACCCAACAUGGGAAAAGCCCUGAUGUGUAUGAAAGGCAAGUAUGUUUGCUGCUCUUACAGCUGUGCUCUGGCCUUGAACACCUCAAACCCUAUCAUGUUACUCAUUGCGAUCUCCGCCUAGAGAACCUGUUACUUGUCCACUACCAGCUAGGGGGAACUGCCCAAGGUCUUGGGCCUGCAGAGCCCAGCUCCACCUCAUCUUGUCCCACAAGGCUUAUAGUGAGCAACUUCUCUCAGGCCAAGCAAAAGAGCCACCUGGUGGACCCUGAGAUCCUCCGGGACCAGUCCCGCCUUGCCCCAGAAAUCAUAACUGCUACCCAAUAUAAAAAGUGCGAUGAGUUCCAGACAGGCAUCCUCAUCUAUGAGAUGCUGCAUCUGCCCAACCCUUUUGAUGAGAACCCAGAGCUGAAGGAAAAGGAAUACUCGCGAGCAGACUUGCCACGCAUCCCACUCCGUUCCCCCUACUCCCAGGGCCUGCAGCAGCUGGCCAGUUGCCUCCUGAAUCCUAACCCUUCUGAGCGGAUCCUCAUUUCAGACGCCAAAGGCAUCCUCCAGUGUCUGCUUUGGGGCCCCCGGGAAGAUCUUUUCCAGAUUUUCGCAGCCUCCGCUAGCCUGGUGCAAAGGAACAGCCUGCUCCAAAACUGGUUAGACAUCAAGCGAACACUGCUGAUGAUCAAGUUUGCUGAAAAGUCCUUGGACAGGGAGGGCGGGGUGAGCCUUGAAGACUGGCUUUGUGCUCAGUAUUUGGCUUUUACCACCACAGACUCCCUCAGUUGUAUUGUGAAAAUCCUGCAACAUCGUUAAUGUAUUCUGGAUGCUGCUUUUACUACAUGUUCACCACCUUCUUGUCACCCAUGCACUUCCCCUUUCUAGGUGCAGAUUCAAGGAAAGAAGAAAGACAAACCUUCCGUCCCUGACCAUGAACAACAAGGUCCAUUAAGAAUGGUUAUUCACAGCUCCAAAUCAAGUGAGAAGCUGAGUCUGUCUUAAUUUUAUAGAAAUUAAACUGCACCAAUGUGCAGCUGCCAUCUCCUUAAAUACCUUCCAUCCUAAUAGUACCACAAAUACAGGUGAAAAAUGAGAAUGUACAUCUUUGAAGAUACAGCUCCUUUGGUAUGAACUCAGUAAGCCAGUGAGCUUUGUCUAGUUCCUCUGCAAUUCUGAUUAUCAGCACCAAGUCUUUAUUCUCUGUCUUUUCAGCACCAAGUAUUUAUUCUCACUAGCAAUAGACAGACUUAACCAAUUUCUGCCAUCAUCCAAUAAGCUCUCACACACUCUUCCUUUAAGGUAUCAAUAAACUGACUCUCUUAUCAGGCAGAACUGCCAUCCUUAGCAUAAGCCCAGUUUUGGUUACUGGGCCCUAUAUCCUUUGUUCCAGCAGGUAGUAGAAAGAAAAGGAGAGAUCCCAUCCCUUGCUCAUAGACCUGUCUUCAUUUCUGUUAUCUGUCAGUGUGUGCACGGCAUGGAAGACAGCCCUAAUAAUCUCCCUUCUGCUGCCACUGCCUGAUUCUCUUUUACCUCUACUCCGUCCUCACUUGCCAUUGAAGUUUGGAUUUAUCAGCCACUUGUGGCCCAUUACAGAGCUGACCCAAGGUGGUGUCACCAAUGCCUCAGCAGAGUGGAGUGCAGUUCAGAUCAUAUAAAUAGCUGACAGGACAUGAAGAGGUGAUUUUCUCACACGUGCAAUUCUCUAGGGACCAUCGGGGAACAGAGUUUAAAUUACCAUUCUUUGAUUAUUGUCAAAACUGUCAUUGGCAGCCAGGGCUGGCAGUGCCCAGAUUAUAGUUUUACCCUGAGCAGUAAUUGGCCAGCUCCCUCCUAUUAGUAGCCAGUGUUAACUAGUCUACCAAAUGGUGUAAACAACAGCCCUGGAUGAAAUAGCUGUCAGUUCAGCUCUAAGAUCUCCUUACAGAGCACAGCAGAGUGGACUGUUAGGAUGGCCAAUAAAGCAGGGGAGGGGAAGAGACUGCUGAUGUGACUGCUUACCGCCUCAGAAUGUUGACCUCUUCUGGAGUAACUGCCUCCAGUAGUGGCACAUUGCUCCUAUGACUUUCUAAAAUGGCUCUCGAGGACAGCUCAUGGGAAUUUUGUUUGCUUAAGGUGGGUAACUAAGAGCUGUUCACUGUGUGUGGAGCCUGUGCUCCUCUCCUAGGGAUAUAUGUGCAAUUUUUGUAUGUAUUUUUUUUUAGCUGUAUAUUACAGUGUUUGUGUUACAACUUCACCUGAAGCAAGAUCUAUAGAAACCCUCCCCUUCUUCCCUUGGCCACGUACUUGGGCUAAGAGAUGAGUGUUCCUCCCACUGGCAUUUGUGUGUAUAUGUGCUCAUGCUUAUUUUAUUCAAAACUGUGAGUCUCUAUUUACUUCAAUCUUGAAAUCCCAAGAGUCACUCAAACAGUGUGAAUGUGUGUACACUUGUGUCUCCAUGUGUGCGUGCACAUGCAUGCUGAAGUAGGGGCCGGGCCUCUGAGGGAACAACCUAUGGCAGGGUUGACAAUGUGUUCUCUGCACCUAGUCAGUGAGGGAGCCCUGGGGCCCUUCAUCUGCCAGCACAGAGUUUUCUGAAAGCCAAGACUGAUUGUGCAGUAUUACUUAGAUAGCACAUUAGUGGCCUUGGAAAUUUUUUAACUUUUAACAUUUUUACCAGCCUUUCAUGUGAUUCACCUAUAUCAAAGAAGAUCAAGAAAGGCGAAGAAUGUAUUUUAUUGUGUUCUUAUUAUUUUUUUUAAGAGAAUGGGAUAUGGGAGGCUAUGCAUGGGAGAUAUCCUCAUCUCCCUAGAGCAGUAUAGAACUCCCAGGAAAAGGGGCAGGUUGGCCCACAAGGAGUCUUGCCUCCUCUAACCAGCGUACAGGGCUCUGCCCUUGGGAAUGGCCAUGAAGUGGGCAUGCUGCUGCCAGAUAGCAGUCUACUUUUUGGUGUCCUGUGGCAUGGCUGCCCCUCACCUGGCAAGUUGGUGUUUGCUUCAUCAUAGCAUAACCAAUGUGCACAUAUUCCUUGCCUGAUUAUGCACUGAAGUGGCAGCACGCAGACCACUGACCAUGUCAGCCAGCAUGAUACUUAAAUUCCUCCCUUAAACUAAUGGUUUGCAUAUUGAGACAUACCUUCUCAAGGCCACUCUUGUGGUGCCUUGCCCAUGUAAAUUUGAAUGUUGACUAAAUUUAACGAGGGUACAUAUUCGAUGCAAAAUGUCCCUUGGUUUUUCUCUUUGUUACAUCUCUAGGUAUCUUUCCCUUUACUCUGUUCUAUUAUGACUUGGAUCCAGUCUCCAUUUAACUCUAUGAUAAGCAUGGACACCUCCACUACCACUGUCUUAUAGCACUGGUAAACCAAGCACCUCUUCACAUUGGAUGUGUUUAGUACUGUUUUUAUAUUCUAAGAUGUUAAGGGCAAAAGAUGAAUGCCAACUAGUCGGAGAAGGUCCUCAAGCUUCCCAGAGACAGGUGGCUAAAUUUUUCUCUGGGUGAUGGCCAAAGAAUGUGAGGUGGGGAGGAAAGAGGGUAUUAAAGGUUAGAGCAGAAUAGAGAAAUGUUUUUCUAGGCAAGAAGGACUAUAUCAAAUGGUCCUCAGAAUAUUUUUCCAUAAUAAUGAAAUUCAGUCAAACAUUACCACAAAUAUUUUACAUUUUUAUUUUAUUUAUAGUAGGAACUUUGAAUUUAUUCAUCAACUGGAAAGAACUCCUACCCUCUGUAGACACGGAUACAUACACCCACAUACACCCAUUUUGUGUGUGUGUGUGUGUAUAUAUAUAUAUGAGUUUUGAUUGUGACUAGUAUAGCACUUUAAUUUUCUCGAGUAACAGCAACUUAUUGCCUUCAAUAUUGAUUGGAAUUUUUUUCUUUUCUAUUGAAGUUUUUAUUAUAGAUUCUUGCAUGUAUAUUGAGAAUCUGAACAAUUAAGCUCCUACUGGAACUUUUCCUUAAGCCACCUGAGCAAUCUCUUUGACAUUUUGAGUACUGAAGAAACAAGACUGUGGCUAGAGUACCCAAGAGCAAAACUGAAUGUGUAGCAGAGUGCCUUGUCAGAAUGGUGACCCAGUCUUGGAAAGAAGAGAGUCAGUGGAGAUUCUACAAAGAGGACUAGGACUUCAGGAAGCCCCCCUUGCUGGCUGAGGAAAGCCCUUUUAGCAUAUGUACCCUAAUGUGAUGCUCAGAAGCAAAUUCAUGAAAAUAACAAUAGGGUGAGAAAAAGAACAACUGUAACCUGUGGAACAGCCACAUAACAUGAAUGAGAUCCACCAACCCCUAGGCUAAGUUAGAAUUAGAAGUCAGGAAUAUGGCAAAGAGUUUCAAGAUUUGCCCUUAGAUGAACUGGGUGAGGUCUUAGCGGGGCUGAGAGAGACACAAGCACCCUCCUACUCAUGUAAAUGGCUAAAAGUAAAAUGUUCAGAUGUUAACAGUUGAAGUGGCCACCCAUUGUCAAAUAAAAUGAGGUCCAAUUUUGCUUCCAAACUCAGAAUAAAACUUGUGAACAUGGAAAACUUUAAGAGUUUUAAACCUCUAGAAAUAUUGACAUUUCUAGGAGUAUAACUACUUAAAAUUACAUUUUAAAAUUUCUAGUAUUAUAAAAUUUGCAUGAAAGAUCUUUGGGGUCUACUAAAUAGUAGGGCAUAGGAAGAUUGCACCCAAUUUCUCAAAUUUGAGUUAUGAAUAAUUUUGUGCUGAGAAGUAACCUGAUACUUAGUUUACUGGUAACUUGCAGUUAGGAUUUUUCUCUAGGUUUUACCAGCAGUGGUCUGAAAAACUAGUCCCAAAAAUAGGGAUAGCUUCAGGAUUCUGCAUUAUAUUUCAAGUGACACUAGAUGUGUAAAUUAAGGAACUUGACUCCCUGGGCCUACUCUGGCGUGCUUUUCAUUCCCCUCACUAGUCAUAAAGAUUAAAAAUUCUGCCAGCCUAAUGAGAGAACAGGAUGGCUACCCAUGAAACCAGGGUAUUAGUUUUACCUCAUUGAUGAAGCUCACAUUCUCAAAGGCCCAAAGUGCUGUGCCGAGGCAAAUCCAAAUGCUGCUCUUGCUAAAGUUUGUGAUGAAGUCCAGCUGUCCAGGCUUAACAGCAGCACCAAAAGGGAAGAUUCUAUGGACCAAAAGUGAUGCCAUAAAGGAAGCCAGAAGACCUGAAUGCAAGAUCCUAGGACAUUAUACCAAAGAAAUCAAGCCUUUUUAUCCCUAUGCUUCUAAGAUGGCAAAGGUGAGUCAUGACAGAUACUAUGGGAAGGAAAUUCACAUACAUUCCAUUUCAAGGUAUUUGGCUAAUAAAUCCCAUCUCAAAAAGCACCUGUUUGUUUUUUUCUUAAGAAGUCCAUUUUGUAUAUUAGAAGAAAAAAAGAAGAUGGUAAUGAUGAUGAAAGCCCUGGACAGAUACAAAGCUUCCCAAUAUUUAAGGAGAAGAAACUCUUCUGUCUCCCCUUGACAUGACUGUGGCUGUUGCUCAAACCUCAGCUUGGGAACACCAUAUCCAUAUGAUAAUGAAAGCAGGGGAUUUUUAAAAAGAGAUAAGGUAGUUUUAAUAGGUUUGUUUAAAGAAUUCUUGGGAAAUUUCUUAACAAAUUGCACUUGUUCUAUAAACCUUCCUACAGAGUUGUUUACCAUUCUUCAGCAUCAUCAUCACUUAAUAUUUGGAAGUGCCCAGAAUAUGUAAGGUGCUAUACAGCUGUUAAAACACUCCACACAGCUGUUUAAAAUUAUAAUAGGUUUUUGCAUAAGCCACUGCUGGAAGCUUUCCCCACCCAUAUAGGCUGCAGGGGCCUGCAUUCUGAACGUCCCAUUACACGUUUCCACUCCAGUGAGCCUCUGACUUUAGCCCAGCAGCUCAUCUCCAUCCCAUUUUUUUUUUAAUCAAGAAUGUUUUCAGGGAAUCAAAAGAGGUUGGAAAUUUUUUAACCUAGCAGAAGUACAGAGUCAUAUAUUUUGCUAUGAAUAUUAUUAUAGUAUAGAAAAUCCACUUUGCCUAUUAGCAUGUGGAUAGGAUGUGUGUGUCUGCACUCACAGCUUAAAUGUUCAACCAGCCCUAUGGCCUUAGGGUAGCAUUUUUGAAAGGUUAAACUACACUGCUUCAAAACUGACUCCAAGCACUACUUAGUUUUCCCUUUCCUUACCAGUUUUUAAAGAGUGUUGUAGGUGAAUACACUAGGUUGAGGUCCUCUAUUUUGUAGUGAGAUCAAGGCAAAAGCAAGGUGUCAUCCUACUCAGUGAUUUGAAUUGUUAACAGUCGUCAUUCCAAUCUCUCCUUAAUCCUCCUUGGGUGUACCCACACUCUCUGUAUUUGAAAAUCUUGUUUUUCUUGCUUUUCAGUAGCAUCACUUCUCUACUUACAUAUUAUAAAGUAUAUAUAAAUCUUAUCAAUGAAAGAUCCCUUCUGUCACCAGUGGCACCACCCUAUGGUUUGCUGUGGUACUUUGCUGUGUAUUCUGUGGCAUCAUUUACUGUGUAAAUAAAUUCAUUUUAAUAUAUACUAAA
Molecule: messenger RNA, 11483 nt
Organism: Nycticebus coucang (slow loris)
Lineage: Eukaryota; Metazoa; Chordata; Mammalia; Primates; Lorisidae
Gene: PEAK1
Product: pseudopodium enriched atypical kinase 1
Exons: 8
Coding region: 586-5838 (1750 amino acids)
Biological process (GO): protein phosphorylation
Cellular component (GO): actin cytoskeleton; focal adhesion
Molecular function (GO): ATP binding; protein kinase activity
Source: RefSeq, a predicted model, not a curated record